Messenger RNA from Phascolarctos cinereus (koala), 4347 nucleotides. It is a transcript of the gene PANX2, whose product is annotated as pannexin 2. Gene Ontology annotation, molecular function: wide pore channel activity. Gene Ontology annotation, biological process: cell-cell signaling; monoatomic cation transport; positive regulation of interleukin-1 production. The record is from RefSeq and is a predicted model, not a curated record. NCBI's taxonomy places the organism in Eukaryota, Metazoa, Chordata, Mammalia, Diprotodontia, Phascolarctidae. Gene Ontology annotation, cellular component: plasma membrane.
CCAGGCCUCCCCCUCCCGGGCCGCCGGCCGGGCCCCGCGCCCCUCCAUGCACCACCUGCUGGAGCAGCCCGCGGACAUGGCGACGGCGCUGCUGGCGGGCGAGAAGCUUCGGGAGCUCAUCCUGCCCGGCGCCCAGGACGACAAGGCGGGCGCGCUGGCCGCGCUGCUGCUGCAGCUCAAGCUGGAACUGCCAUUCGACCGCGUGGUCACCAUCGGCACCGUGCUCGUGCCCAUCCUGCUCGUCACGCUCGUCUUCACCAAGAACUUCGCCGAGGAACCCAUCUACUGCUAUACCCCUCACAACUUCACCCGUGACCAGGCCCUCUAUGCACGUGGCUACUGUUGGACAGAGCUUAGGGAUGCCCUGCCCGGGGUGGACUCCAGCCACUGGCCCUCCCUCUUCGAGCACAAGUUCCUGCCCUAUGCCCUGCUGGCGUUUGCCGGCAUCAUGUACGUCCCCGCCCUGGGCUGGGAAUUCCUGGCCUCCACUCGCCUCACCUCCGAGCUCAACUUCCUUCUCCAGGAGAUCGACAACUGCUACCAUCGGGCAGCGGAGGGCCGGGCCCCCAAGAUUGAGAAGCAGAUCCAGUCCAAGGGCCCCGGCAUCACGGAGCGGGAGAAGCGGGAGAUCAUUGAAAACGCCGAGAAGGAGAAGAGCCCGGAGCAGAACCUGUUUGAGAAGUACCUGGAGCGCCGGGGCCGCAGCAACUUCCUGGCCAAGCUGUACCUGGCGCGGCACGUGCUCAUCCUGCUCCUCAGCGCGGUGCCCAUCAGCUACCUGUGCACCUACUACGCCACGCAGAAGCAGAACGAGUUCACGUGCGCGCUGGGCGAGCCUCCCGACGGCCCCCGGGGCUCGGUGCGUGUCAGCUGCAAGCUGCCCUCGGUGCAGCUGCAGAGAAUCAUCGCCGGCGUGGACAUCGUCCUGCUCUGCUUCAUGAUCAUCAUCCUCGUCAACCUCAUCCACCUCUUCAUCUUCCGUAAGAGCAACUUCAUCUUCGACAAGCUGCACAAGGUGGGCAUCCGCACGCGCCGCCAGUGGCGCCGCUCGCAGUUCUGCGACAUCAACAUCCUGGCCAUGUUCUGCAACGAGAACCGGGACCACAUCAAGUCGCUCAACCGCCUGGACUUCAUCACCAACGAGAGCGACCUCAUGUACGACCACGUGGUGCGCCAGCUGCUGGCCGCCCUAGCCCAGUCCAAUCACGACGCCACCCCGACGGUGCGGGACUCGGGCGUGCAGACGGCGGACCCCAGCGCCAACCCCGCCGAGGGCGACGCGGGGGAGCCCCCCGUCGUCAAGCGCCCCCGCAAAAAGAUGAAGUGGAUCCCCACCAGCAACCCCCUGCCCCAGCCCUUCAAGGAGCAGCUGGCCAUCACGAAGGUGGAGAACCACAAGGCGGACAAGGCCAAACCCGUGAGGAGGAAGACGGCCACGGACGCGCUCAUUGCGCCCCUGCUGGAUGCCCGAGCUGCCCACCACAAGGGGGCCGGGCCUGCAGACACCCCGGCCCCCGGCCCCUCCUCCGCCCUGCCGUCCGCGAGCAGCGAGAAAAAGCACGCCAGGCAUUUCUCCCUGGACGUCCAUCCCUACGUCCUCAGCAGCAAGAAGCCUAAAGCGGAGCUUCCGCGCAUUGCUGCCCUGCCCGCCUCCAAGAGCCAAGAGGGUGCCUUCCUCACCCAGGCGGAGGACUGCGGAGGGACCCUCAGCAUGGCGCCUGCCAAAGAUCCCCCAGGCCUAGAAAAAGAAAUCCUGUACCCAGUGGAGCCGUGCCGGGCCAUGCCACCCCCUCCGGGAUCCUUCCAUGCCUGCCCUCCCACCACAACUCCUGGAGUCCCUGGGCCCAUGACCAAUGUCACUCCUGGCCUUGUGAAGCCUGAGUCCAUGGCCAUCUUGAGCCACAACUCAACCCACCCCCUGCUGCACAUCAGCACCUUGUAUGAGGACCACCGGGCGGAGGAGGAAGAGGAAGCCCCACCUCGAGCCUCCCCUGACAUGGCUGACCUCAUCACCAUCCCCCCCCCAAAGCAGAUUCUCAUUGCCACCUUUGAGGAGCCCCGGACAGUUGUGAGUACUGUGGAAUUUUAGAGACAGGCAGCAAGGAUCUCAUCCCCAAGUCACCCCAGUACUCAUAACCACCCCACCUCCAGCUCUGGGUCAUCAUCAGGACCUGCCCCUAUACCCCCCCCAAACCUGACAAGAAUCCGGCCACUGCAUGCCCUCGCCAAGAUCCCCUGAAGCACUAGACCCAAGCACGAGUCUCCCACUAGACCCGCUGCCAAUGCCCAGGGGCAGCUAGGGAUCCUGCCUUCCCCAUACACCCAGACACCUCUGCCCCUGCUUAGCUACUGCUGCCUUGGUUCCCUGACCUCCGGCGUCUGGGGACUAGAGAGCGGCCUGUCCGCAGCCACUGUGGUUCUCAACGUGCACUUUAGCCAACGUUCCCUUCCCAACGUGGCCAAUACCACCCAGAGCCACCUCCCAGGCCUUGCCUGACCCUGCCUGGCCAGCCUGUGCUUCCUACAAGAGUCUCUAAGACCCUGGCCCAGCCCAAGCCACCUGUCACCUGUGCUUUCUGAAAGCCACAGAGACUCAUGGCUUAGCCCACAGGGCCUUCCCCAUGGCCUCAUGAACACCAGAUAUGCAAUACAGUUCUGGGGCCCAGUCUCCCCUUGGGGUGGGAGGGGAUGAGGGAAGGACUGCCAGGGUAGGUGCUCAGGAUUGGUCCUGUCCUCGGGUGGGUUUGGGCCAAGGCCCAAAGGCUUCCCCCAACCCCAAGAGGAGCAAUGAGUGUCCCUGGGCAUGGCCAGAUGAAGAGUUUAUUUUUUUAAUCUAUUUUGUCAUUAACGUAGGGUGCUGGGGUGGAUGGAUGUCUCCUCCCUGGACAUGGAAGGGUGGAAGCAAAUUCAUUUGGGGAAUGAAAGGGGGGAUCUGGAAGGGUGGAGACAUUCGGAAGGUUCCCCACCCUUGCUGGGCCCAGGAUGGCCAGUCACAGCCCACCAGCUACCCUCAGCCUGGGGCUAUCCCACAUGGUGCAGUGAUCCACCCCAAAUCAUUCCCUCUCAGGAAGGUUCAGUCUUCCUCCUAAGGAAUUCUACCCCCCAUCCCCCAGCUUUAUCACCCUGGCCUCCCCCAGGGCUCAGUACCUCCAGGGUGAUGGAGGUUCCCACCCUCCCAGAGCUCAGGCCUCUUCCAUAGCUCAGUGUCCUACCCCAGCCUCUCCCACCCUGGGCUCAGUGUCCUGCCUGGGGGCCAACCCCCCCAUCCACCCAGUGCCCCGGCUCAGUGAUCCUCUUGGGGGCUAUCCCCCACCUAACACCCCCCAGGCUUAGUGUCCUGUCUGCCCCCCCCCAGUGUCCUACCUGGGCCAGCAUCCCCUCCCCAUCCCACCCACCACCUCCAGGCUCAGUGUCCCACGGGGCCCCCUCCCCCUUUCAAUUGCACUUUCUCUUUACCACUUGACAUCCAUGUGUUUUCAUUCUGUUAUUAAUGCUGUAAUCGAUCAUUUAUAAUUCGGGUUUGGAAACUCAGAGCCGAGUUUUCACCAGAACGAGAGGGAGGAGGAGGAGGAAGGGUGUGGAGAAUGUAUAAACCGUAUCUUGCAAUAACGGCCCGUCCGAGCCCCACAGUCCCCGGAGUUCCUGCCAGGCUGCUUCUGCGGGUGCUCCCCGGUGGGGUGGGCCAGGGCUGGGGAGGGGAGGAAAGGGGAGCUGCCCUGGAAGGGGAGUGAAGGCUUACCUGGCUCUAGCAUCUAUUACCUCAGACACGGCGACGGAGAGCAGUGUUGAACAAAAAUAGCACUAAAUAUAGAAAUAAAUAUUAUUCUAACAACAGGUCCGCAUGGUGUCCUCAGCUGGCCUGCCCCGGAGAGACCAAGGAUGGGACAAGGUGGGUCAGCCCGGCCGGGAAGCCCUCCAGGUUUGCCCACACUGUUCCCCUUCCUCUCUUCAGUUGCCAUGUGUCCCCCAGUCUCCUCCUGAAGCCAGGCCACUAAAUGUGGUGGGGCCUCAGAGAAGGAAGAUUGAUUAUAAGCUUGGGAGGUGGGGGGAGGGGAAGGGAAGGAAAGAGGGGAGUGAGGCACCAAGGAGGGCUUCUUGGAGGUGGGGGGCCCUGAACUGGGUCUGGGUGAGAUCAAUCAGCCAGGGAUUGGGAAACCAAAAGAAAGCAAAGCCGGGGAGCUGGCUGGAGCGUAGGGUGCAACCUGGGGUCACAGACGAAUGUUGGGUUUGGAGGCAGAGCCCCUUUGGUAGCUGUGUGCUUCAGGCCAGGCAUUUCCCGAUCUGCACAAUGGAGCCAGUAAGUAGCUUCCUGGGCCACCUCGGAGAAAGUGCUGUGUAAAUCUUCGG